This is a messenger RNA of Aphidius gifuensis, 2113 nucleotides long. RefSeq lists its product as uncharacterized. The transcript has 8 exons. Lineage: Eukaryota; Metazoa; Arthropoda; Insecta; Hymenoptera; Braconidae. The record is from RefSeq and is a predicted model, not a curated record. Gene Ontology annotation, molecular function: protein binding. The coding region runs from base 101 to 1657 and encodes 518 amino acids.
GAUGGAUUAUCAAUUUUUCGUUAAACUGAAAAAUUGUAAAUUCUUUUUUUUUUUUCGUAGAACUUAACCUCACAGCGAUAUCAGGAAAUUUGACGUGAAAAUGUUGAAUUAUUCAUCAUUUACCGAAGUUCCUGAUACCGAAGGAAAAUAUAAAAUUAACAAAUUGAUAAAUUACAAUAAAAAUAAUAAAUAUGAUUGUGAUUUCAAUACAACUAAAAAUUUAACAUUUGAUCAUGUGUUUAAUGAGAAAAUACGAAACAGUCUUGUUGGACAAUUUCUUGAUAAUGAUGCUGAUUUUCCUGAUAGAGAAAUAAGAGAAUCAAAGAUGGAUAUUUUUUUUCAUAACAUAAUGAAUAUGACAACCAAAGAAUGGGAAAAAUGGAAAGUACAAAAUAAUUUCAUUGAAAAUUCACUGGAAAUUAUAACACAAGCAAUUUCUGAAAAUUUAAUAAUUAAUAGAAAACUAUUAGAAUUAAAAAUAUUAACACUUCGUUUAAUGGUGUCCAAGAUAACCACAAUUGACUCAAGUUUAAGAUAUUUUAAAAAUUUAAAAAAUUUAAAUUUGGGAGGCAAUGAAAUUACUGACAUAAAUGGUGAUCUUUUACCAAGAAAAUUAGAAAUGUUAGAAUUGAUGUCAAAUUACAUAUCUAAUUUAAAUAAUUUAUUAAACAAUCCUCCAAGUGGAUUAUUAUUAUUGGGUCUAUCAAAGAAUAAACUAUCCACAGAGUCACAGCUGCAAUUUAUUGGAGAUAAAAUUUUUUAUUUAAAAGUAUUGGACUUGGAGGAUAAUGAUUUCAAUAACCUUAUCGACAUUCUUGAAGCAUUGAAGCCGAUAAAGACCCUGCAGUCUUUGAUACUUGAGGGUAAUCCAUGCUCGACUUGUCAUGGAUAUAAAAUUUCUAUUGUUUUAACAUUACCAAAGCUUUUUUAUUUGGACAAUAAUUCUGUUUUAUCAUCAGCAUAUAUUGAAGAUGACUGUAUAUUGAACAAUGAUGAUUUAAAAAUGGGAACUUUUUUUAUGUAUAUUUAUAGAAUAAUAAACUUUGAAGAACCUGAAAGAAUGAAGAAAAUUCAUUACAUAUAUUAUUGUGAAAUUGACAUUCCUGUGCUUGUUUCUGAAUCCAGCACUGAAAGACAAAAUUAUUCCAGAAAAUUUAAAUCUGAAGAGUUUGAAUGGAGUCGAUUUUUAAAUUUUAAGGAGCCUCUUUUAGAAAUACCAGCUGAUGAAAAUGGCUUGAAAUUUCUUAGGGAUACAUUUAAGUCAAUCGUGACUGUACGUCUCAUUGAAAAACAGAUGUCCCAAAAUAAAACAAGGAGAAAAGAAAGUAAAAGUCAAAGAAAAUCAUCUAUAUCAUCAUCAUUAUUAUUGGAAAAAACUAUUUGUCAAUUUAAAUGUGCAUUAAAAAAUAUGUCAUGGUCGAUUACAACUCAAGAUUUUGAAUGGUCUUUAGGUAUGGAUGACAAGACAUUGGCUUGUGAAUCAAUCAGCCUAGCUUCGUUAAAGUAUUCCGAACAAGGAAAUGCUGAAAAAUUCAAUAACAAUGAAAGCAGUAUCUCAUCAAAUAAUUGUGACGAAUUAUAUGUUUCCUUACCAACAAUGUUUACUAUCCAACUAGGUUUUGGACUUCAAAGAUAUCCUAAAAUUGAAAAAGUAUAAAUAUAUCUCUUUGUAAAAAUUGCCAAAGUAAUAGAAGUACUUUAUUUUAAAUAAAAAAUAAAGAUAAAAAUGACUCCCAUCUUCCUAAAUAGAAUGAAUAGAACAUCAUUGUCAAAUUUGAAUUUGAACUUAUCACGAAAACGAAUCACCAGAUUUGCUCAUAGUAUUGAAAUAACUCCCGAAAGAUAAUCUGAACGAAUCAAAAUGAAGAGCUCGUAGAAGAACCGAAUAAUAAAAAAUUUUUAGUAACGGAUUCGUUCUAUUGAAAAUUGAAAAUUUUCAAAACUCCGGCGAAAGCCCGUGUGGUUUCUCUUGAUUAUUCCAAAUUCAUUUUAGUUUUUUUUUUUAUUAAUAAUUUUAAAUUAUAUGAUUAAAUAUUUUUUGUUUUUUUCGCGCUGUUUUUCACCUGUCAAAUUAUGUACAUAAAUAAAAAUACAGAUGAAAAAAAUUUGAGGU